Messenger RNA from Echinococcus granulosus, 537 nucleotides. RefSeq lists its product as hypothetical. Gene Ontology annotation, biological process: signal transduction. Lineage: Eukaryota; Metazoa; Platyhelminthes; Cestoda; Cyclophyllidea; Taeniidae. Bases 1 to 537 code for a protein of 178 amino acids. The transcript is spliced from 5 exons. The record is from RefSeq and is a predicted model, not a curated record.
AUGCUGGCCCGAGAUGUUCGUGUGAAGGCUUCUGCUCACAUCAAGCAGCUAAAUGAACAGACUAAAGACCUUUCCGAAGACAUUGGUGAACUUGAUAUAUGCUUGCUUAUUUUACGACACAAGCUUCCUCAAGAAAUGUUGCGCGCCAUGAGAGACAAUGCUGCAUCAAAUGAAGAGGCCAUAGCAUCCAUUCAAAAGGCCUUGGAUAUUGAAAUUCGUGUGCGAAACGGAGCUGAGAGGCUAAGCCAAACGUAUAAAGAUGGUCCUCGAAACUGCCUUGAGUCGGCUAGGAAACAAUUGUGGGUAGCUGAGGCGAAGAUCGGCUUUCUGCGGAAUCAGUUGGCACGAUUGAAGCAUGCUGGUUCUGAUGAUCCGACCCUACCAUCGCUUUUGCCUUCCAAUGGUGUCAAAAUUACCUCACCAACUUCCCGACAGCACCUUUUUCCCCUGGAGGAGGAGGAUCUGCAUGCCGUAAGCAUGGAGCUGCCCCUCAUGCUACUCUUGCGACGAGUGAAGCUGUCUUUACCGGUAACUUGA